Pseudophryne corroboree (corroboree frog) is the source of this 4065-nucleotide messenger RNA. Its product is annotated as sodium/hydrogen exchanger 2-like. Bases 15 to 2393 code for a protein of 792 amino acids. Gene Ontology annotation, cellular component: plasma membrane. The record is from RefSeq and is a predicted model, not a curated record. The transcript has 12 exons. Gene Ontology annotation, biological process: potassium ion transmembrane transport; regulation of intracellular pH; sodium ion import across plasma membrane. Gene Ontology annotation, molecular function: sodium:proton antiporter activity; potassium:proton antiporter activity. NCBI's taxonomy places the organism in Eukaryota, Metazoa, Chordata, Amphibia, Anura, Myobatrachidae.
ACUGAUACUGUAACAUGAUGCCCCGAGUGGCCAGAGCCGGGCUCUCUCCUGUGCUGCUCUGCCUCAUCACACUAGCCCGGCUAGCCAGCUCAUCUUCUGCUCCCAGCACAGAGCUGCACACCGUGCCCCACCAUGCCGUCACCCCUGUCGAGACCCGGCUGCCAGUCUUCACCCUGGACUACCCCCAUGUACAGGUUCCUUUUGAGAUCACACUCUGGAUCUUGCUGGCCUCCCUGGCUAAGAUCGGCUUCCAUCUAUACCAUAAGCUGCACACCAUAGUACCGGAGAGCUGUCUCCUUAUCCUGGUUGGAUUACUUCUUGGCGGAAUCAUAUUUGCAGUUAAUGAAAGGUCUCCGCCUGCUAUGAAGACAGAUGUCUUUUUCCUGUAUCUUCUGCCUCCAAUUGUGUUAGAUGCAGGUUACUUUCUGCCCACACGACCAUUCUUUGACAAUGUGGGCACAAUAUUCUGGUAUGCAGUUGUGGGCACGCUAUGGAACGCUAUCGGGAUUGGCAUAUCACUCUUUGGAAUCUGCCAGAUAGAAGCAUUUGGGCUGUUAAAUAUCUCAUUGCUGCAGUGCCUGCUGUUUGGAAGCCUGAUUUCAGCUGUAGACCCAGUGGCUGUUCUGGCUGUUUUUGAAAAUAUUCAUGUCAAUGAACAACUAUACAUCUUAGUAUUUGGAGAGUCCUUGUUGAAUGACGCUGUCACAGUGGUGCUGUACAAUUUAUUCAAAUCAUUCUGUGAGAUGAGAACUAUUGAAACGACUGACAUCCUUUCUGGAAUGGCUAAUUUCUUUCUGGUGGGAAUAGGAGGCGUUUUAAUUGGAAUCAUUUUUGGAUUUAUUGCUGCCUUCACUACCCGCUUCACCCGCAACAUCCGUGUGAUUGAGCCUCUCUUUGUCUUUCUGUACAGCUAUUUGUCAUACUUAACUGCAGAAAUGUUCCACCUUUCAGGAAUUAUGGCCAUCACAACAUGUGCCAUGUCUAUGAAUAAGUAUGUGGAAGAGAAUGUGUCCCAGAAAUCUUAUACAACAAUCAAGUAUUUCAUGAAGAUGCUGAGCAGCGUCAGCGAAACCUUGAUCUUUAUCUUCAUGGGCGUUUCCACAGUUGGAAGAAACCAUGAGUGGAAUUGGGCUUUUGUUUGUUUCACAUUGUUCUUCUGCUUGGUAUGGCGUGCGAUGGGUGUAUUUGUUCUGACGCUGAUAAUCAAUCGGUUCCGAACAAUCACGCUGACAGCAAAAGACCAGUUUGUCAUUGCCUAUGGAGGACUUCGCGGAGCCAUAUGUUUCUCCCUGGUGUUUCUCCUCCCUGACUCCCCUGCAUUUCCACGGAAAAAACUUUUUAUUACAGCAGUAAUAGUGGUGAUCUUUUUUACAGUUUUUAUUCAGGGCAUAACUAUUCGUCCAUUGGUAGAAUUUUUAAAUGUGAAAAAAGCAAAUAAAAAGCAGGAGAUCAUCAGUGAAGAAAUCCAUAAUCGGUUCUUGGACCAUGUAAAGGCAGGCAUUGAAGAUGUAUGUGGCCACUGGGGACACAACUACUGCAAAGACAAGUUUAAACAAUUUGAUGAAAAAUACUUGCGUAAACUUUUAAUUAGAGAAAAUGAGCCAAAAUCAAGCAUUGUGUCUUUAUAUAAAAAGCUGGAAAUAAAGCAAGCUAUCGAGAUGGCAGAGACUGGUAUAAGUAGGAAUCCAUCUUUAUCUUCAAUAGGAACAUAUGAAAAAAAUAAAGUGCAACCUCUUUCUCCAAAUGAAGUUAAUGAAAUGCGAGAUGUGCUAUCAAAGAACCUUUACCAGAUACGUCAGCGGACUCUCUCCUAUAACAGACACAAUCUUGCAAGCGGGACCAAUGAAAAACAAGCAAAGGAAAUACUGAUUCGUCGGAGGCACAGCAUGAGAGAGAGUUUAAAGAAGCAUAAUAGCCUAAUAACAAGGAACAGAGCGGCCACUGCCCACCAAGCACGGUAUUUGUCUCUUCCUGGGCAUACGAACCUCUCUGAAGGACAAAGACAAAAGAAUGCAGCUCCUUUCAAAGUAGGUGACAGUGACUCUGAUGCUGGUAACUCCAGCCAAGAGUUGAAUUUCUUCCCCAGAGCUGCAGAGAUCUUGCGGAAGGAGAGGCAAAAACGUGCUCCAUACAUCAGCGGACUUGAGUGGACAGAUGAAAGACUACAUGGCAAUAUUCAGGACUCCAGUGCAGUAGACAAAUCUCCCCUGCAGAGAGAACUUCGGGAGCCCCUCUUAUCUAAGGCAAGGUUUGGCACUUUAAGAGAAGACAGAGAGCCAUCUGGAGAAAACGCUGCACCAGUACCACCACCAAGAGUUAGGCAUGCCUCUGAAGCUGAGAGUCAAAAACAGAGAUAUAGAGAAAAAAGAACUCACUCCCGAGCACCAAAGUAGUGAAAUCCAGACGGUUUUAUCAACUACAUCAAAAGCACACCUUACAGGACAUGCAGCCAUCUGCAAACUGAGGCUUUACCAUUUGUCCUGUAUUUCGAGUCCAGCGGGGCUGUACGUAAGGAAAGUGUAUUUGUGCUUUUUCAAAUGUUUCCCUAUGAUCCAUGACUGAAUGGGCUGGACAGAUUCUAAUGAGCACAGACUUUCCAUAACACUGUGUUAGAUACACUCCUUAGCAGUAAUUUAUUACACUGUUUCUAUAUUUAAUAAUUUAAUAUAGUACAUUAUGAGGCAAAACGUGAAAGCUGAAUCACUUUUACUUUUUUUUUAAAUUAUAAACAGCAACUUACAGUACUAUACAUUGCACUGAUUUAUUGGAAGUCACAUCCUGAGAAUCUGCAGGCUGGAAAGUUCAGGUGUGAUACCCGAGAUUGUUUUCAAGUGACUUCAGUUUAGAUGUCUCCUACUACUGAUAUCUCUGCUUUCAUACAAGUUGUCUCUAUGAAGUAAUUUGGACCCAAACAUACAUAUUUUCUACUCCAGCAUGAUGUCAGUCAGAAUUAGUUUAGUAGUAACAUGAAUGCCUUGCACUUUGUGGAGUAACACACGUUCGGUUGUCUGUUAUUUCAGGGCCAGGGAAACCCUGUAUCAUGAUCAAUUGCAGUGAGAUUUGCAAGACAACCUACUGUAUGUAUGUUGAGUCUUCAAGCAAUUCUUAUAGAGUGUCAAUUUCAUUUGUGGAACCUAUGUCAUGCACUUAUUGUCUUUUAACCUGCUAGCAAUAUAUACUGUUUUAUAAUAUUGGUCAUGAUUACAUUUGACGAAUGAAGUUCUUCUGCACAAAGAUAAUCAUACAUGCUUUAAGAUAGAUUUUGAUUUUAGAAUGAUAUUUAUUACAAUGUAGUGUGUGUAAAGAAAAAGAUGUAUUAAAUUCUAAUGUGUAUGGCUGAAAUUCAGUGCAUAUUUUCUAUAAUAAACACUAACUAACCUGCUCCACUUGCAAUAUUCAUCUAUCCAGUACUCAUAAAAGACUAUUUAUUUUAUACAGUAAUGCUACAAUGAUGGAUAAGUGUAAUAAAUGUAGUUAUCCCUUUAAAUGGAUACCUUUUGCCAGCAUGGUUUAUUUCCUGUGACUAUGCAGUAAAAUACAAAGGUGUAGACCACAGGUUCUCAAACUCGGUCCUCAGGACCCCACACGGUUCAUGUUUUGUAGGUCACCUAUAGAUUUUUAAAAUGUGACAGUUGGCGAUAGAUAGGUCACCUGAUGGGUGACACGAAAAACAAGAACCAUGUGGGGUCCUGAGGACCAAGUUUGAGAACCACUGGUGUAGACCAUUCACAAAGCACAACAUGGUCACGUCUGCCGAGGACCUAUUGUGCACCUUUACUUGCAUACAGUAAGUGAAUGGAGAUUUUCAACAAGGCAUAGGGGAUUUCUGGAGUGAGAUUGUGGCACUUGCUAACAGCUGCAAUGUGCACUGGCUAUGAGGAGGAGCUGGGCAGAGUAGGCAUAUUCUAAUGUGCACCGGCUGUGAGGAGGAGUUGGGCAGAGUAGGCGUAUUCUAAUAACGAAUAAGCAGGUACACUGGCACACACCUUAUGUUGUGAAGCAGUAUACAAAAUAAAAUUCUUUUCUCUGACGUCCUAGUGGAUGCUGGGAACUCCGUAAGGACCA